This is a messenger RNA of Oncorhynchus mykiss (rainbow trout), 1625 nucleotides long. Lineage: Eukaryota; Metazoa; Chordata; Actinopteri; Salmoniformes; Salmonidae. The record is from RefSeq and is a predicted model, not a curated record.
CUGCCCGUUGCAUAAACACAAGCACACAACCGCUAAGCACAGGAAAACAAACUGCUCAUAGGGAGUGGUGGUAUGAAGAGAGUGGAACAGGCAGAGGAGAGGUAUUCGAAGUUUUGUAGAAACGAUGGAUUCUGCCGUUGAGAAACACUGUGUGGAACUUGUUGCCCUUGAGCGAAGUGGUCACACAGCUGUAUUAGAGGGAAAUACUCUGCAUGUCUGGGGAGGCUACAUGUCAACCGCUGAGAGGGAAGUGUUCCUUCCCAGUGAUGAAAUCUGGUUGUAUGACUUAGAAAGAGGUGUAUGGGAAAUGUGUCAAAUGUCAGGAGAGAUCCCGCCCCCCAUGUCAGGCACCUGCAGCUGCUUUCUAAUUGGCCACAUGUACAUAUUCGGAGGAUAUGAUGACACGGGACAGACCAAUCAGCUAUACCGUGUCAACCUCCUGGAUGGGGACUACAGAUGGAAGAACGUGAAAGCUGAGAGUGGCUCUCCUCCUUCACCCAGAGAUAAGCUGUGCUGCUGGGUUUUCAACGACAGGGUCACCUACUUUGGUGGAUAUGGUCACAAGACACUUGAUGACAUCAUGGAUGACAAAAGCUUCAUCGUGGACACGGCAUCAUUGGAGCAGAACGUUGGUUGGGGAUGGAACAAUGAAGUCCACGUUUUUGACACAACACUAGCCAGCUGGAGGGAACCACAGAGCUCUGGUCGUGCUCCUGCCCCCAGAGCUGCCCAUGCAGGUGCAACACUUGGUCAUAAAGGGUAUGUCUAUGGGGGCCGAGUACUGGAAACCACACCAAGUGACAUUCAUUGUCUAGAUCUAGAAUCAUGGACAUGGUCUGAAAUAGUACCAACAUCCACUGUGCCAGGGGGAAGGUCGUGGCACAGCCUCACUGCAGUAUCUGAUAACACUUUGUUUCUAUUUGGUGGACUGAAUGUGGACUGCAAACCAAUGAGUGAUAGAUGGGUUUUAGACGUUGACACAAAGACAUGGAGGGAGUUUGACCAUCCAAACAACAACAAACCAAGGUUGUGGCACACAGCAAGCCAAGCAAAGGACUCUGACGUCGUUGUGUUUGGGGGUAGUUGUGACUACGUCCUCCUAGUAGGAACCUAUGGGAAUCUGACGGGCCACAGCCAUGAUGCACUUGUUUUCCAGACCCAGCCUUAUCCCCUCUUUCGGAUAUGUGUGGACUGCAUAGCAAAGAAUGUGAAUAACUGCAAGAUGCUUCAAAACCAGCUUCACUCUCUGCCCCGGAAACUACUGGAAGCUGUACAGAGGAGAACGUCCAGAAAUAUAUAAUACAUAUAGUGCAUUCAGAAAGUAUUCAGACACCUUGACUUUUCCCCGAUUUUGUUAUGUUACAGCCUUAUUCUAAAAUGGAUUACAUUGUUUUUCCCCCUCAUCAAUCUACACACAAUAACCCCAUAAUGACAUCACAAUAACCCCAUAAUGACAUCACAAUAACCCCAUAAUGACAUCACAAUAACCCCAUAAUGACAAAGCAAAAAUAGGUUUUUAGACAUUUUUGAAAAUGUAUAAAACUUUUUUUUUUUGUGAAAUAUCAUAUUUCCGAAAGUAUUCAGACCCUUUACUCAGUACUAUGUUAAAGUCAUUUUGUCAACGA